UAUGGUAUUCAGUUCAAGAUGGCGGUGCAGGCGACAGAAAAGGACGUGAUAAAUGUCGAAGAUGAUCACCUCGACGAUUCGUUCGGGAACCCCGGCCUCAUCUCCCCUGACAAGGAGGAUUUAUCUCGCCUCCUGACGGUGCCAUUCAGCGGACGCAUCGUAGGCGGCAUGCGGCCAGGAAAGAAGAUCAUAGUCAUGGGUAUUGUGGACGUGGAGCCAGACAGCUUUAAUGUGAGCCUGACUUGUGGCCGUGGUUCAGAGAAGGAGGCUCCUCAGUACGAUGUGGCCCUGAAACUCGCUGCCCGAUUCACAGAUCGCCAGUUCCUGCGCAGUGCCCGCGUCUCAGGGAAAUGGACAGAGGAGGAGGCCUCCAUCGCCUAUUUCCCCUUUAUCCCUGACCAGCCUUUUAGGAUUGAGAUCCAUUGCGAGCACCAGAGGUUCCGGAUAUUUGUUGAUGGACACCAGCUCUUUGACUUUUAUCACAAAGUAAAAUCUUUGUCUUCCAUUGAUACAGUACGAAUAGAUGGAGGCCUACAUAUCACCAAGCUUGGUUAACCCAGUCCUCGCCAUUAGGUCUGUAUGUAUGUGCGUGUGUGUGUGUGUGUGUGUGUGUGUGUGUGUGUGUGUGUGCACGCGUGUGUGUGCACGCGUGUGUGUGCACGCGUGUGUGUGUGUAAGAAGCAUGGACUUAAUCACACUUAAACACACAUGCGCCUGUUCCAUCGUCAUCCACGACCCAUCAUGCAACACUUCAGCCCCGUAGCAGCUGGGAACUCCACGAGAAGUUUGCAUUUUUCCUGCCUAGUCUUCUCCCUCCCCUUCUUCCUUUUCCUCUCAUUCAACCAUGGUCUGGCGUGAUCUGAUGAGGCUUCGUGGAUAAGUGGUUGCAAUAAAACAUUUAUUUUGUCCCUUCACCGAAACAUUCCCUCGGCUCUGCUAGAUCAGCGAUCUCGCUGCAUAAAUAACACACUCCCCCCGCCACCCCCUCUCUAAUCUGGCAUCCCGUAAGGAUUCUGCAGUGACAGAGGCCAAGACACAGGUGUGGAAUAGUCUUUUAAGAUGAGGAAAACUACUUUGCCGUUGAUUUAUAUCACGGGUUCGUACUUCUUAGUUUUCUCCGAAUUUGAAAUGUAUAAUCUGCAACACUCUGCUUCAAAAUAGCGUUUUUUCAUUAACAAAAUGGAAACCGUUUUAUCCUUAGUAGGCCUGGAUAUUUCGAGGCUUGAUGAAUACCCCCAGAUGCAUUUAAAAAAAUGUUUUUUUUACUUUGAUUUAUUGGGGGGAAAAAGCAGUUUCAGAACAUGAAGCAUUGUGGAUUUUGCAUCCCCUUUCAGGUUGCAAUUCUCGACCCAUCAACUUUGAAAUUAAGUGUGAACAACUCCACUUAUUAUUGGAGUUAUCUUUGAAAAUAGAAUCUGUUGAUGAUGUGCAGAGGUGAAGCUUUGUGACCUGAUUUUUUUUUUUUUCAAAGGGGUUUAAAUUGCACAGUCAUUACAAAAAGUAGCAGCCUCUUAGAGGACUAUACUCAGUGUACAUUACUAAUUGGCAUUAAUGUAGUGUUCAUUGCAGCCAUUCUCUUGUAGAUAGGAAGUGUUGUGCACUGACUAGAGCUGGUAAAAAUCAAUGUAUGAAUCUCGUUGAUGUUUUGUUUACAUUGCCGGUAAGAGAGAGAGAGGAAUGUGGAAGACCCCUUAAAAGUUGUCCUCAGUUUUUGCUCUCGUCACACACACACACACACAUUCCCUCCCACCAUCAUCUGGACUGUAUAGAACUUGAUAUGCAACUUACUCACUUUUGGAGGAAAAAAAAUAGCACUUCAAAAAAACUUGGAAAAAGUUGUGCU
Molecule: messenger RNA, 1843 nt
Organism: Lampris incognitus (smalleye Pacific opah)
Lineage: Eukaryota; Metazoa; Chordata; Actinopteri; Lampriformes; Lampridae
Product: galectin-related protein-like
Exons: 5
Coding region: 19-555 (178 amino acids)
Molecular function (GO): carbohydrate binding
Source: RefSeq, a predicted model, not a curated record